AUUUAGCAAUUAGUUUUUACCAAUAGUUCCGGUUAUUGGUUCUGUUGACCUUGAUUCAAGAUUGGUCUACUUGAAUCAUGGAAGGGGCUGCGCGACCAAAGCAAGAUAUGCCCCCGAAAGGGGGAUAUGGACCAAUAGAUUACAGUAGAAAAUUAUUCAAACGAAUACCAGGAAAAUACAUUCUUGCUGGUUUUCUUGGAGUCACGGGAUAUAACUGGUGGUUGAUAUGUGAGACAAAAAGAUAUAACAAAAUGCUUCAGUUAGAGAAUACAGAGGCUAAUGUUGCAUUGGAACCAUUGAUGUUAGCAGAGAAGGACAGACUAACUUUAAAGUUGUUCCGACAGAACUGUGAAUUGGAGGAGGAGCUUAUGCAGAAUAAACCAGACUGGAAAGUGGGCACGCUUUAUGGAGAACCAGUUUUUCACGAUGUACGAAAACAAGGACUUAUGCCAAAAGGAUAUGAACUUUAUGCACAUGCAAAUAUGAUAUCUGGAAAAGAGAUUGAUAGAAAAUAUUUUGUCAAAGCCCAGGGAGCAUACUUUGAACAGCUAACCAGGAAAAAUCCUGAACCUCCAGAGUAAAAAUAAAACAUGGUUUAAUUAUAAGACUUAGUGGGGAAAAAAUAGUGUAACAAUUUUUAUUUCAAAUUUGUGUAUUAAAAUUUUACUACAUCUGUAA
This is a messenger RNA of Ostrea edulis (European flat oyster), 678 nucleotides long. Its product is annotated as NADH dehydrogenase [ubiquinone] 1 alpha subcomplex subunit 13-like. The record is from RefSeq and is a predicted model, not a curated record. NCBI's taxonomy places the organism in Eukaryota, Metazoa, Mollusca, Bivalvia, Ostreida, Ostreidae. The transcript is spliced from 4 exons. The coding region runs from base 78 to 581 and encodes 167 amino acids.